Uranotaenia lowii is the source of this 3222-nucleotide messenger RNA. RefSeq names its product periostin. Gene Ontology annotation, molecular function: cell adhesion molecule binding. The coding region runs from base 242 to 3016 and encodes 924 amino acids. The record is from RefSeq and is a predicted model, not a curated record. Gene Ontology annotation, cellular component: extracellular matrix. NCBI's taxonomy places the organism in Eukaryota, Metazoa, Arthropoda, Insecta, Diptera, Culicidae. The transcript has 9 exons. Gene Ontology annotation, biological process: extracellular matrix organization; cell adhesion.
AGCUUCGGACGAGCUGAUCAGUUUCGGUUUAAGUUCCGUCGGCUAAGCUGGGUCGUCACCCGGUGGCGAAAGUAAAGUGAACAUUAGGAGACAUUUACCUACCGGUGAUCAAGUUGUGGUUCGAUUGAAGUGAAAACCACCUUCGAGUGCAGCGUGCGAAGUGAAAAGUGACCGUGAUCGUCGUCCAAGAAAGACGAGUAACAUUUCCGAGAAGUGAAAUUUGCUCCUCAAAGCCUCCAAGAUGAAGGGUUUUCCUCUUGUCUUGCUCGUGGUUUUCGUAUCGAUAUUUGCUUCUUCCAGAUGUUUCGACUUGUUUGACGAGGACUCGCAUAGACUACUAACCCAAUUCGGUGGGCCAGAAGACUCACCGUUUGCCAGUUGGCAUGAGCAAGAUAACAUCCCGAAACGGUUGAGGGAUCUACACAGUGGAGGAGAAUCUCGCGAUGGUGUGGGAUUCGUUUGGUUUCCUUCCAAUAGUGAUGAUCUUGAUGAGUACCUUGAUGAUGAACUGCGUUUCAGGGCACCGUCGGAGUUCCGUUACGAGCCGGAUCGUGAGUCGGCCGACCAGGAACCCAACCUGAGAGUUCUCGGACUAGGACGUGAUCGGGAGUCGAUUGAUUCGGAUGCCGAGGUGUUGCCUUCCCAGUUCGACGAUAGCUCGGAGGAUUCCAAGCGGCCCCAGUCCGGCAAGACGCCGGCAAGGCCCUUCCACGGUGCUCCAGUGGAUGCCAGUUCGUUGUUCCAGCAUCAUUUCAACACAUUCUUCAGCGCACCGGAAACGGACUUUUUCGGUGGUGGCGGCGGAUUCCCCGGUUUCGGGCUCUUCGACUUGCAGUCCAGCAAGCCCUGGUGGAAGGGCGAGAACGUGUGCGUCGAGCGUGAAGAGCAGGAGGAAGACACCAACGGCGGCAGCAGCGACAACCAAGAAAUUGCCGUGGACAGCGGCAGCAAUGUGCAGAGUUUCGGUUUCGUCAAUCUGAACCUGAACAUCGAAUCUUGCUCCGAGCAUCGCAACAAACAUAUCUGCACAUCGAUCAAGAAUCAGAACGGCCAGAAGCGCACGGUAAAGGUCACGCGUCAGUGCUGCCACGGUUACGCCCGGCCUAGGAAUGGACCCCCAAAUGCGCACUGCGAAAAGAUGGAUCUGUACCCGCUGGCCGAGACUGCUGAGCGCCUUGGAGCCAAGGAGUUUGUUGCCACCUUGAAGAAGAGCGGUUUGGAGUCGCUCUUGGAGAAAGACAUGACGCUGUUCGUGGUGCCCGAUGCGGCCUACACCAAGUUUGCCGAACAAAUGUGGGAAAAUAAUCUCGUUGCCUUCGAUGGAACAGCUCGUGCCAAGCGUCAACUCGACAUGCCCAGUAUGACCGCUCGGGAUCUUAUUCUGGCCCACGCAGUCAAUGGAUCCUACCACAUCGAAGACGUGAGCAACGAACAGCUGCUUAAGACUGAGCUGGCCGAUUCCAACAUCCGUAUCAACAUUUUCCCCCGGGCACCAUCGGACAGAACCUCGGACCAUCCGUACCGUUACACGGCCAAUUGUGCCCCACUCGUUAAGUUGAACCGCGUUUCCGAGAAGGGAAUUGUGCACGUGGCCGAUCGCGUUCUGAUGCCGGUGCGUAGCAACAUUAUGGAGAUUGUGCGUUCGCGGGACGAUAUGACCGUGAUGAGGACGAUUCUCGAGAAGACAGGUCUGGACAAAAUGCUCGAGGAAGCUGGCGAUGAUAAGCACUACACUCUUUUCGCGCCCAAUGACGAUGCCUUCCUGAAGCUGGACAAAGAUAUCCGAAGAAAGUUGAAGGCCGGAAACGGAUGUGCCAUGAACAUUCUGAAGAAUCACAUUCUGGAUAUUACGUUCUGCUCGCUUGCCGCCAUCCAUGGAGUGAAGACCUCAACGUACAAUUUGUUGAAUGAGAAACUCGAGUUUGAGUACUCUUCGAUGGCCAAAUCCGAAGUGGAUGAUAUGACCAACAAGAAGAACCAUAGGCUCAAGAUCAAUGGGCUGGCCGCGGUUCAAGAGAUGGAUCUUAUGGGAACCAAUGGCGUUGUUCAUGUCAUUGAUACCGUGCUACCGACGAAAACUGGAAUGCCAAUCUCGAACACGCUGGCCACGCGCAAUUUGACAAUUUUCAAACAAUUGAUUGACGAUGCCGGUAUGGAGGAUGAAUUCGAUGCCAUGUCCAACAAGACUCUGUUUGUUCCCUCCGAUAAGGCCUUUGAACAGUCCGAAAUUGGCCAGUACUGGAUCCAACAGUUGAAGGAACGCCCGGAAAGCCUGAGGGAUAACCCCGAGUUGAAACAAUUCUUGGAGUACCACGUGGCCGCACCGCUGAUCAAGACUUGUGAUCUGGAGGAAAAAAUGAUCCCAUCGGUCAGUGGCCAGGAGCUCAGGGUUAAUUUGUAUACCACUAACCCAGUCUUCAGCAACGUUAUGAACCGCGCUACUGUAAAUUGUGCCAGGUUGAUGCAUUUUGAUGACGAAACGUGCGGAUCCGUUGUACAUGAAGUCGAUAAAGUUUUGGAACAGCCCAAGACGAAUCUCAUUGAGGCCCUGCGAACUAAUCCGGAGUACAGCAUGUUCCUCGAAAUGGUCGAAAAAUCCAAUCUCACUGAGCUGCUUAGCAGCAUGAACGAAAGCCUAACUGUGUUCGUGCCCAAGAACGAAGUCUUCCUGGAGGUGAAGGAAUGGUACGAUCAGAUCCUGGACAAUUCCGACGAGCUGGAUAACGUCAUCCGGUCGCACAUCGUGCCCAACGUCAUCUGCUGCAGCGGAAUCAUUCAAUCCGAUUGGCCAUUCAUUCGCACCACGGAAACCAUCAACCAGCAGCGACUAAAGUUGAACCGAAACCGACGUCCCCAGGUUCAGAAUGCCGGUGUAACCAAAUGUGAUAUUGUGGCCAAGAAUGGUAUCAUCCACGAGAUUAACGAUGUGAUUAGUGUGCAGAAGAAGCGCCAGGAAAGCUCGGAAGCGCAGGGUUUCCCCAGCUUCACUCGUCCGCUUACAUUCUGGUUCAAAUGAAUGAACCUGUGAGUGGGGAUAUUUUUCUCAACAAGAGAGCACUGAAUCUGUCUCAACGAUAAAUUAUAUAAGUUUUAUUUAAUAUGAUACGUCAACUUCACACUCUCUACUUGUUAAUUAUUUCAACAAGUGCUAAUUGUACAAGCAACGAUUGUUGAGACAUAAUAAAUAUAUGAUAAAAUACUAGACAUUUAUAUCUAAUAAAA